This is a messenger RNA of Brassica oleracea var. oleracea, 1474 nucleotides long. Its product is annotated as serine/threonine-protein phosphatase 2A activator-like. Gene Ontology annotation, molecular function: peptidyl-prolyl cis-trans isomerase activity; protein tyrosine phosphatase activator activity. Gene Ontology annotation, biological process: mitotic spindle organization. The transcript has 2 exons. The record is from RefSeq and is a predicted model, not a curated record. The coding region runs from base 75 to 1238 and encodes 387 amino acids. Gene Ontology annotation, cellular component: nucleus; cytoplasm; protein phosphatase type 2A complex. Lineage: Eukaryota; Viridiplantae; Streptophyta; Magnoliopsida; Brassicales; Brassicaceae.
ACAUUUGCACCAACCACAAAAAAAAAAAAAACUUGAGCCUCCCGAGUAAUCGUUAAGCCUCUGUGAACUGCGAAAUGGAACCUCCGAAGGACCAACACACGCCUGAGAAAUCAUCCACCGACCCACCUUCAUCGGCUUACCCUCCCUCCGGUUGCUGCACUAACUGCGGCGGUCCAACGAUCUCCGAACCUUCACCUCUCGCUUCACUUCCCGAGAUGUCACCGCCCCCAAACUACCGCCCAAUCCGAGCUCCAGCCAUCAAUCUCCCACACAACUCUCAAGCGAUCAUCCUCUCCCCCGUCCCUCACGCCGAGCAAGUCCCCGUCGUCUCUCCGCCGUACCAAUUCGAGUGUCCCGUCAAGAGAAUCCACUCCCCGGACGAUAUCCGCCGCUUCCAGGAAUCCCCCUCUUUCAAGAACUUCUUAGGAUUCGUAGUCUCUCUCUCCGAAUCGAUCCGCGGACACAAAAUCUCCGAUCCUUGCCUCGUCUCGCCCACCGUCGCCGCCGUAGUUUCAAUCCUCGAGACCUUGCUGCAAUGGAUCGACGAGAUCCCUCCCGUUCAAAUGUCCUCGCGUUACGGAAACAUCUCCUUCCGAUCGUGGCACGAGAGGCUCGCUCAGAGAGGCGAAUCGCUGAUCCUCGAGCUUCUUCCCGACGAGUUCAAAGGAUCAACGAUCGAGAUCGUUCCUUACUUCUUCGACAGCUUCGGGAACUCGAGCAGAAUCGAUUACGGGACGGGGCACGAGACGAACUUCGCGGCGUGGCUGUAUUGCUUAGCGAGGAUGGGGGUAAUCAAGGAGGAAGAUUACCACGGCGUGGUGGCUAGGGUUUUCGUUAAGUAUCUUGAACUGAUGAGGAAGCUGCAGAUGGUCUACUGCUUAGAGCCUGCUGGGUCCCAUGGAGUGUGGGGCCUUGAUGAUUACCAUUUCUUGCCCUUUAUUUUCGGGAGCUCUCAGUUGGUUGAUCACAAGUAUAUGAAACCCAAGUCCAUUCAUAACGAUGAUAUCUUGGAUAAUUUCUCUGCCGAGUACAUGUACUUGUCUUGUAUCGCCUUUGUGAAGAAAGUGAAGAAGGGUUUGUUCGCUGAGCACUCUCCCUUGCUUGAUGAUAUUAGCGGCGUCCCGAACUGGAAGAAAGUGAACAGCGGUUUGCUUAAGAUGUAUAAAGUUGAAGUGCUCGAGAAGGUUCCCAUUAUGCAGCAUUUCCUCUUUGGCUGCCUCAUCAAAUGGGAGGAGUGAGGUACUUUUAAGCACAGUGCAUUGACGCAAGGACGUCUACUUCUCGUCCUUGCGGUGGCUUAAAAUAUUAUAGAGAGACGUCUUGCUUUUCCGAGCUCAUUGAGAAACUAGGGACUGUUUUUAAUUGCUGAUGCUAUCUUCGUAUUGUAUCAUUUUGGUUUGCUACUUGCGUAUUGUCUUUUGCCCUUUUUUAUGAUUUCGAUAAAUUCUAUCUUCCUUUUACUAUGAUUUCCAUA